UCGGAACCCCUCGGUUGACAGCAACGCGUCUAUGCAAACAAGAUCAGGGGGGCGACUCCUCCCCACCAAUUUACGACAAGCGGUCCAAAUUGUAGCCCAUUGUCUGGCCGAUUGUUCCCGUGUUAGCAGGGCCGUUGUGUCCUUACGCGCUCGCUAGCAGCCCUAAUUGGGGGGCCUUGUUGGUCUUUUCAUCGCGACUAUACACACCUCACAUCCUGCGGAUGCCUCUAGUGGUCCCAAACUAAAGCCACAACUUUCCAAUGGCAGGGUGGCAUUUGGAGCUUUUUUCUUUUUCAAAGAUCUAAUGCUCCUGUCAGCAGUUGUUCAGUUAUCGGGCGAUCAAGGCGGAGUUUACCAGGAAAACAACCCUUGCUGAUUGCUGUCCGUUGCCAAAACAUCUUUCCAACACCACCGAAAACUUGAACAAAUCGAAAGAUUACCAUACCGCUUGGAGACGUCUUGAGCGUGCAUUGAACCCUGUGUGUCCUCUGCUGUGUGGCGUCAUCGCCGCCGUGAAGGGAGCUGCCAUAUCGGACUGCCAGCACUGUGAGAGCGUCAAGAAUCGACCGGGCCGGACGUAAUGGACUGCGGCGUAGACGUCAUCCGACCGCGGCAGCCCGUGGGAGCCCAGACCGUGCACAGAUCGUCCAAGAUGUCGGCCGGCCGCGCUGGUGGUGGUGAUGGCGCGCCGUCCCCGUCCGGGUCGACGUCGGCCGCGCGGCGUGGCCUGAGCUUCUCCAUCGACCGGAUCAUGGGCAACGACUCGCCAUCUGCUGCGGCCAGGUCGUUCUCCUCUGCCUCCUCCCCGCCGACCAGCGCUCUGGCCAAGAUGUCGCCUCCAUCCUCCUCACCGGCCGCCGUCGUCGAAUCCGCCAAGAGGGCCACAACGGUCCGGCCAACUCUCGCCGUUCUGCCAAGGGAUCAGGCCCAGGUAACCCGGGCUCGCAUGUUUGGCAUGGUGGACGCCACUGAACUGGACAUCCAAACGGCCAAAUACCAACAUUACCUGAACAUGGCUUGCUUGCCGCUGUACAUGAACAGCAGAACCGGGGCCCUACCCCGACCACACCCUUUCUACUCCACAACUGCCUCGGGACAGUAUCUCACCAAGUGGCUGGCAUCAAACAUCAAUGGGCAGAAACUGGACAAUUUUCCCGUCAAGUCCCUUCCCGAAGCCAGGCUGGGUUUAGCAGCCCACCCUUCCCUCCCCUUUGCCGGAUUGUUCUCGCCGUCGGCCUUUAAGACUGCGGCCGACUUCGACGGUCCCAUUUCCAACUUGGCGGAAAGGGUAUGGGCAGCGGACCCGGUAGUUAUGCGCGCGAGACCCGAUAGCUAUGCCCCAAAGGUCCCCCGCAACCCGGGAUCCAGCCCGUCCCCCCGACCGGCGGAAGUCAAGGUAGAGAAAACCUCACCCUCUAGCAACCAGCAGCGGACCAAGCGAACCCAGAGCGGGCAGCAGAAAGCCUUCACUUGCCUGGACUGUGGCAAGGUGUUCAAUGCCCACUACAACCUGACCCGGCACAUGCCGGUGCACACAGGCGCCCGGCCCUUCAUCUGCAAGAUCUGCGGGAAGGGGUUUCGGCAAGCCAGCACGCUGUGCCGGCACAAGAUCAUUCACACCAACGAAAAGCCGCACAAGUGCCGGGAGUGCGGCAAGGCGUUCAACCGGAGCUCCACGCUCAACACCCACAUGCGGAUCCACGCCAACUACAAGCCCUUCGUCUGCGAGUUCUGCGGUAAGGGCUUCCACCAGAAGGGCAACUACAAGAACCACCGGCUGACCCACAGCGGCGAGAAGGCCUACAAGUGUCACAUUUGCCACAAGGCCUUCCACCAGAUCUACAACCUGACUUUCCACAUGCACACCCACCAGGAGAAGAAACCGUUCACCUGCAGCGUGUGCGGCAAGGGAUUUUGCCGAAACUUCGAUCUCAAGAAGCACGUCCGGAAACUCCACGAGGGCGGCACAGCGUCGCUACCUUCCCCGUGCUCCGACUCGUCCAGCGGGUCACCCAGCCCGAUCAGCUACGCUAAAGGUACGUCUGCGCUCCGUGCGGAUUUAACCGGAGAACACUGUGCCCUCUGAUUCUACAUACUAAAAAUGAACUUACACAAGACUGUUUAAAGGGAAAAAACUGCCAAAUUCAGCCGCACACUUGCUUUUAUCGUUAAAUUAUGUAUAUAACCCUAAAGCUGUCAUUUCCACGAUAUUGUCGUUGUCCAUGAGAUUGUUUCUUGCUUAUUUAUCAAAUUUUCGUCCUCAGACGACACAGUAUUAAUAUGAAUUCGAUGUUUGACAAAAUACUGUUAUUUUUGUAUUAAUUCCAUAUGUGAGUGUAUUAUUAUAAACACCUUAGCAGUGGUUGUCUUUCUCUGACAGUUAAGUCCCAUUUUCCCUUUAAGUAAAUUCCAAAAUAAUCAUGAUCGUCUUUUGAGAGUGUAAGUCGCUUUCCCAGUUACAGCAACAAAGACUGUACCCGUCUCGUUGAAUUUCGUCCGCUGGAGUGUUUAACUCCAGUUGGAACAAAAGCACACCGUGUAAAUUCCAUCGGACAAAUUUCAUUUGAAACGAGAUCCCUUUUCCCACUCAGACAUUUCGAUUGCGGGAAGUUACCGGGUGUAACCCAACUCCUAUGGCGCCCCUCUUGAACGGCAGAUGUACAAAGUGCCGACAAGGGCGCAUCGACCGGGCCCGCCCGACAUGUCAUUAUUUCAACUGCCCUGCGAGUGUGCCGUGCACUGGGUUUAAAGUUAACACUUUUUUAUUUUACUUCCACUGUUUAAUUCGAUCCCAUGCCAGACUGGAUAAAAUGAUGUGAUUAGUGUUGAGAUGUCAUCGGUAUAAGCUUUGGACCAAAAUGAAGUAAUCAUCGUCACUCGAACUCGCCAGCUAUUAUGACUUGAUAUAGACCAAUACAGGGUGUACAUAUUUUGUUUGUGAACGGAUUUAACACAAUAAAUUCCGAAAAAAAUAUUGACAUGACGUCUUGAAGUGGACAAGAUUUGUCUUGUGGCAGAUAAGUUGAUUCACAUUACUUUCAAACCUGAAUAUUAAAAAUUCGAGUAAAAUCAGUUUUGUUUGUCCUUUUUUUUGUAAAGGGCGCAAAACUUAACACGGAUUUAAAAUGUGAGCGGUUGCAGUAACAGUGUAGUUUUUUUCUUAAAGACGCUGUUCCAUCAAACAAAUAUCUUCAACCGUAUAUGAAUAAAAAGUUGAACAAAAAGUUGAGCAGUUGUGUAGCACCCUUAAAGGUCAAGUCAUAUACACACUGCCCGUUGCAUGCACUACACAAUAAAGUAUGCAUGCAUUCACUAUGUUCAGAAUCUUUUGUGAGUUAUGCAGCUCAGUCGUCUAUUGAAAGCAAAGAGCUGCCGCGCUGUACCGAAUAUCCUCAAAUAAACCAAAGCAGGAAAGGGGCAUCGACUACCUAAAAAUCAUCUUUUUCAAUCACAAACACUGUCGUUAGUCUUAAUGCACACAGUUUCCCUCCACUUUUUUGUGUUAUGAACCUCUUCAAAUCACGUGAUUAAUUAUACAUGUCGGUGGACCAUCUCGUCAAUGUCACCUGAUGAAAUGACAACUACUGUUAAGAAUGUUCCUUGGCAAAACUCUUCAGUGAGUCACAAGCGAAGGUGGAAUUGUUGCCACCAGUAUGUAAAAACAGAAUUUCCAGUUUGGCUUAUAUUUGAUCAGAUCUCAUUGUAAUUGUGAUUUAGUUUUUUCAAUUCCGUUAUUUCCACGAAACAUUCCAUAAAAACUCAUCCAAUCCCAAAGUUUAAUCCUGCUUGUAUCAUCGGGAAUUCAUUUGAUAUCAUCAUUGUCAGAGUGGCUAUGCCUUCACCGUGGCCCCAGUGUUAUCACGUUUCCGUGUAGUAUUUGGUGGUGGUUAUCAUUUUCCUGUGUAUUCCAUAAAUACAUGCAUUGUGUUCCCCAAGGUUUCAAUCACAUUACGAGGACUUGCUUGUAUAGCGGAGUUCCCUCACCAAGCCAAUACCGAGCGUCCUUGAGUUUUCACCGCCUGCGAGGCUGCGUCGCAACGGCCCCGGGGCGACAACUCCGUCUCGGCUUCAAUUUCACAUUGAUGUGAUUUUUGUGAGACAUUCGUUGUACGUCAUCUCCACAAAGAGGAAGUUUUAUUAAACAACAAGCGCUGCAUUCUGAGUUUUCGCAUGUGCUGGACUAGAACGGUCUGUGAAUUUCAAUAUGUGCAUUACAAUAAGAGCCAAUUCAGCAUGUGCAAAGCUAAUAUGGACUUAGACAUUUCCUUUUCAAGAAGAGGACAGAUUGUUUUGUAAAUGUAUAAACGUAUAUGGGUACACGAACCUUCCAUUUUAUUCCCGAGGGUUUAAAUAACGUUUUUUGAGAUACUAUAUACAAGUACAACAUCAUUUCAUAGAUUGUUAGUCGUUGUCAUCAAGCAGUCUGGGAAGUGUUUACAGUUGGAUACAGAAUAUUUGCAGGCUUGUUUGAUUUUCCUUCUUUUCUGUUUGUACCCCUCUUCAGCCUGGAGUGGCUCCGCCUUGUUGGAAAGGCAAUCUUAAAUUACAAAGGGACGAUUGGGCAUUGCUAGUUCAGAUGAUACGCCCAUCGCUGUAAUCCGCCCUCUCGUUUAAGUCUGGUGCCGAGCUCUUUUUCUUCAAUAAUGACGACUUGCAAGAUUUGGUCCCGGCCCGUCAAAACCACCCAUGGCUCUGUAUACUCCCCUGUCUCCUUAGCAUGUGUUUAUAUGAAGGUGUUGUACAUGUUUAUUGGUGUGGUACUAAAUUUUUCACACAAGUAUGUCUGAAAUUAUGAAAUUUAACUUACUUGUCAGUGUUCUGUAAAAUAGUGUUCAUAAUUUUCCGAGGAUAUAUCGGUGGAAUAUAAUGAAGUGUACGAGUGCAUGCAUGGUAUCAAAAAUAAAAUACAUAUAUCGAGAACGAAAA
Molecule: messenger RNA, 4926 nt
Organism: Acanthaster planci (crown-of-thorns starfish)
Lineage: Eukaryota; Metazoa; Echinodermata; Asteroidea; Valvatida; Acanthasteridae
Biological process (GO): regulation of transcription by RNA polymerase II
Cellular component (GO): nucleus
Molecular function (GO): DNA-binding transcription factor activity, RNA polymerase II-specific
Source: RefSeq, a predicted model, not a curated record